UCAACGUCAUCACAAGACAACAAUAUUAUCUGCCAAAUGACAAUAAUAAAUAUAAUAACUAUUAAAUAAACUCAAGUAGCGAGACGUAAGAGUGAGUUACAUCAAACAUCUUGACCCUGAUAUUAUUAAUAAAUUUUUUUAACAAGAAUUACCCGGGCAUUGGAGAGUAGUUGCUCUUAGUUGUCUUGCUAUCGUUCAGUGUAUCAUAAUUAAAUCGGCUGUGUUAAAAAUGUAUCGAUUGUCUUCCAUAUUAUUAAAUAUAUUUUAAAUUUAUAAAUUUUAUUUAUUAUUUAUUACGAGUGCUUUUAAUUAUCAGUUGUCUGGUGUCUAAUUACCAAGUGUUCUGCUGCUGUCAUUGUCAGUUUUACAAUCAGCUGUAAUUUAUUUAUCUGUCAUCCCCACCUUUUAUUACCGCCCGUUUAUCUCAGACGACUAGACGUUUUCUGUUUACAUAUUUAUUAUCUUUUUUUUUUCUACUUCUCUUCCUUUCUCUUUCUUUCUCUCUUCCUUUCCUAGUCGUGUCGAUAAAAUAAAUUAUGUCUCACGUUUGCGGUACAACAUUGAGUAGACGUGUAGUUAUCAUUAGGGGCUGGUCGAGUUCAAAACAUUCAUGGGAGUACAGAGGACGACCGCUCUAUCCAUAUUCACCGGGAAUCGCUGCUAGUGGCAUAAAGUUAACAUCAACAUAUCAACUCCGUUCAUUAGCUUCAUUACCAGUCUCGUCAUCGUCGACAACACCAGCAACAGCCGCGAUAGCGUCAUCAGUCGUGAAUAAAUCCGGUAAACCGACAACAAAUCAUCGAACUUUCAGUAGUACUAUGGCUAAAGCUAGUGAUCAAUGUACACUUACUCUGGAUAAUGUUUUCUCAAAUUUACGGCGUAUGGAAUAUGCUGUACGUGGACCUCUUCUUCUACGUGCGCUGGAAAUUGAGAAGGAACUUAAAAAAGGUGUGAAAAAGCCAUUUAAAGAAGUAAUUAAAGCAAACAUUGGCGAUGCGCAUGCUAUGGGCCAACGUCCAAUCACAAUUUUACGUCAAUUAUUACUAUUAACAAUAUCACCGGAGCUUAUGAAUGACCCGCGUUAUCCAGAGGAUGUUAAAAAGCGUGCACGAGAUAUAUUAAAUGAUUGUAAAGGUGGUAGUGUUGGCUCGUACUCUGAAUCACCAGGAAUAGAAAUAGUACGUAGACAUGCAGCUGAAUAUAUUGAGAGACGUGAUGGUUAUCCAUCAGAUUAUAAAAAUAUUAUUUUAUCAAAUGGCGCAUCAGAUGGAAUAAAGUCAUUUUUAAAAUUAUUUAACGAACAAAUAAAUGGACUACCGUCGGGCGUAAUGAUCCCAAUACCUCAGUAUCCAUUGUACUCGGCAGCUUUAGCAGAGUAUGGUCUGUCACAAAUUGGUUAUUAUCUUGAUGAAGAAAACAAGUGGGCAUUAGAUACUGCAGAGCUUGAAAGAGCUUACAAUGAAGCUAAAAAAACUUGUAACCCACGUGUUCUUGUUGUUAUUAAUCCUGGAAAUCCAACGGGACAAGUUCUUACACGCAAUAAUAUUGAAAGUAUAAUACGUUUCGCACAAAAAAAUCGAUUAUUUAUUUUAGCUGAUGAAGUAUAUCAAGAUAAUAUAUAUGACCCAGAUAGUGCAUUCCAUUCAUUUAAAAAAGUUAUGAUUCAAAUGGGUGCACCCUUCAAUAAAAUGGAACUCGCAUCAUUCAUGUCGAUAUCAAAAGGAUACAUGGGCGAAUGUGGAAUUCGAUGCGGGUACGCUGAAUACUUUAAUAUGGAUCCUGAAGUAAUGGCAAUUCUUUCAAAAUCGAUAUCAGCGAUGUUAUGUCCAACUGUAUUGGGUCAAGUAGCUAUGGAUGUUGUAGUUAAUCCUCCAAAACCCGGUGAACCAUCAUACGAACAAUUUAUAAAAGAAAAGACAGCUGUACUUGAGUCAUUAGCCGAACGAUCACGACUAGUUGUCGAUACACUGAAUAGUAUUCCAGGUUUUAAGAGUAAUCCAGCUAUGGGUGCAAUGUAUGUAUUUCCUCGUAUAAAUUUACCACCUAAAGCUAUCGAAGCUGCUAAAGCUGAGGGUCAAGCACCCGAUGUAUUUUAUGCAUUUAAACUUCUCGAGUCAACGGGAAUUUGCGUGAUCCCUGGAUCUGGUUUUGGUCAAAGACCUGGAACUUAUCACAUACGUACAACUAUUUUACCACAAAAAGAAAUGAUCAAAACGAUGCUUAACAGUCUUAAAGAAUUCCACUUGAAAUUUAUGAAAGAAUACAGUUAGUUAGUUUAUUUAAUAUAUUAAUUAAUAAUAUUUUUAAUUCGACAAUAAGGUCGACAGGUCGGCAAUUUUUAUCUUUUAUUCUUUAACACAGGUGACAUUAUUAUUAAUUUUACUCAUUAAUUAAUUAAUAAUUACAAUCUAUACCAUAAUUUUCUCUGUUAAUAAUAAUCUGUAAAUGUUUUAUCAUCACUACUAUUUUUUUAUUCUUAAAUAUUACAAAUUAGCGUUGCCUCUAUUUGUAAAUAUUUUUUUAAAAUUCAUAAUCACUACAAAAAAAAAUAUUUUCAUUACUAAAUAAA
Molecule: messenger RNA, 2569 nt
Organism: Microplitis mediator
Lineage: Eukaryota; Metazoa; Arthropoda; Insecta; Hymenoptera; Braconidae
Product: alanine aminotransferase 1
Exons: 4
Coding region: 537-2270 (577 amino acids)
Biological process (GO): biosynthetic process
Molecular function (GO): L-alanine:2-oxoglutarate transaminase activity; pyridoxal phosphate binding
Source: RefSeq, a predicted model, not a curated record